GGCUUCGUUUGUAGUUCUUCCUCUAUAAACAACAUGCCGUCAGGAUCAGAUACUGCAGACGUGAACGAGGACAAUAAACCCUCCAAAAAUGUCAUUGCUCAUAUAUCACAGUUUGCAGACGAUAACUUAACUAUUGUCCGGAACAUCAGCACAUGUCUCGGCAUCGCUGGGGUUCUCAUCAUAGCGAGGAGCAUCAGGCUGAUUACAAGAUUCGCCUCUGCCUCUGAUAUUCCAGCUCGGUUCAUUGAGAAGAACAUUAGCAUCAGAGGAAGACUGAGAAACAUCACCGAGAACGGGCUUGAAGUGGAACACCUUCCGAUUUAUGUCCCUUUGCUCAGUCGUCUCCAAACUAAACCAGGGCAGUCCGUGAGCGUCCUGGACGUCCGUCUGGCCGGAGUGGAGAUGACCUCAGAAGGGCACGACUGGAUCGCUCAACAGCUGAAACCAGCAGAGACGCUGUGGCUCCGACUGAUCGCUCGACAGAACCAGACCCUACACUGCCUCGUGUCAGUUAACAGGGGCUCACUCUUUAACACUUGUGUGAAUGAGGAACUUUUGCGGCGUGGUUUGGCGAGGACGUCUCCUCUCGUGGGUCUGGACCCUCACUCUCGGAUCUCCUGGAGUCUCUACAAGCGCUUGAUGAGGGCCGAGAGGAGAGCGGAGAAGAGGGGGAAAGGCCUGUGGAAGGAGGAGAGUCGCUGGGACAGAGUUUCGGAAGUCUUGAGGAACAACAUCCUGCUCGUCUCACUUAAGAAACUCUUCAAGUGGACAUCACGUACUGAGGAGAAGUGAAAUAUCCAAGGUUGGUUAUGCGUCGUAGUAUUUAUCCUUAGGGAAGCAGCACUUUCACGUGAGAAAUUAUGUCGUUAUUGACCCAACAUGAAGACUCUUAACACCAUCCGUGAUGUCACUCAUGCUGUCAUAAUAUUCCCGACAACCGGAAAGCCUUUGUACUCUUCCCUCCUCCCAUAAAUCCAUAUCCCACAGACGUCUCGGGUUUUCUGUUUCCCUGGGGAGUUGGGGGAGCGCUUUGUCACGAUGACAUGGCAGCGGGGGUCUACCGAUGAGACAAUGAGGAGGAGGAGGGAUCCCCAUUACUAUAGAAACACGAGGGCUCCUCAUUCUCAGGGUCCUAAAGGCCUUCAGACUCGGAGACGGGACAAGAAGGUGCUUGAAUCGUGUCACUGCACUGACGCUAUUAGAUAAGAGCAAAAUCUGAGCUGAAUAACGACGCUGACUUUGCAACAUGGACACUGUUAUCAAGUUCUGUGCAGCUGCUUAUGCCGGAACAGAUUCAUGUUUAAUGAACGUUGCAACAGUGACACUGUUAUUGAACUGGAUUAAAAGUUCAUUGAGCUGAGCAAUGAAGACAUUUAUCUUGUGUGGAGAUGAAAUCAAAUUUGUUUCCUAAUUAA
Pimephales promelas (fathead minnow) is the source of this 1415-nucleotide messenger RNA. RefSeq names its product mitochondrial inner membrane subdomain organizer 1 (gene miso1). Lineage: Eukaryota; Metazoa; Chordata; Actinopteri; Cypriniformes; Leuciscidae. The record is from RefSeq and is a predicted model, not a curated record.